AUGGCGGGCAGACGGCUGCUAGAUGCAGCCAGACUCUUUAAUGUGUCUGGAUCAAUUGCGAAACACCACUUCAACAUUCGCGCGCAACAGUGGGAGCUGUUUACACAAACCUCAAGUCUGGCAAAGGCAGUUAAGAACCAGACAGACCGCGUCACUCUCACAGCACGAGCGGCGUAUGCUCUCUCACGGAGAGUCAACGAGACCGGACCUACCUACACACAGACGACCCGACAUGACGAGGAGCCGAUCCCCAGUCAAGAGACGGUCCAGGGCGCAGAAAGGACCGACAUACACGAGGAAGGAUUGAGUCAAGACCACCAUCGGGACCGCUCGGAUCAGAACGCUGUUGCAGAAGCUCCACCUCAAGGCGACCUGCACGUCAAUCAGGAAAAGGCACGCCGACACCCUCUACCAGACGGCACUAUUCCUCCCGAAGGCGCAGUCCUCGAUCCUUCACCGAGUCGCCAGGGUACAGAUACCUUCAACCAACGGCCGUUGACCGACGCGCCCAAGCAUCCCUUUGCCGAACAGCAGUCGCUCACCAACGGCCUGCAUCCGGCCGAGUCUGGCGCCUCCACGAUUCCUAUACCAGCUGUUCAGGACAGCAAUGCCGACCAUAAUGUCAAGAUGCAGCGCAAGGCUGAGUUCCAGAUUCCCUCGGUGUCUGGCCACUCUCAGUCUGCGUCUACACUUGGACAAGACACCUUCAGCACUAGACCUACCGAGUCAUCCGUCGAACAGUCGUCUCUACCUCGUACCAAAAUUCCAAAGUCUGCCGAAGACACCCAAGGCGGCGACGAUCAUGUCAAGGAUGGUCAGAUCAACCAAGACGUCUACUACUCGUCAGAAGGCCAUCCCAAUCAAACACCCAUCCCGCAAAAGGAGGCUAUUCCGGUGCAGAAAGAGACACCCGAGGGCAUCAACACAGACAUUUUCCACAGUCCCAGGGUCGCCUCGCUAUUGAAUAGCGGAGGCAGAGAGGAUAGACGAAAGGCUUAUGAGCUCAAGAUGAAAGCUGCUAGGAAGGGCUCCGCUCAGCCAAUUCAGGAGAGCAUCAAGGCUGGAGACAGAAAUCCAGACACUUUCAGCGCAAGACCAGGCACUUCCUCGCCACAAGCGGAUAUUUCAUCUGCCCCCAUCGUCAAGCCUGCUGCUCCGGCCGCCGAAGCAAAGUCGCAGAUCAGUGAUAAAGAAACACAGGAGCUGGCAGAUGCCAUGGCCGCUGAUGCUACUGCCGCUGCCUCUCCGGCCGUCGAGUCGGAAAAGCCUAGCACUCCUUACCAGUUACGCGAAUCUGCUGUGCCAUCUUCUCGCUUCGGAAGACUUUGGCAGUACGGCGGCUUGGCUACGAGUAUGGCCUUUGGUGCUGUGGGCGAAAGCUUGCGACGAGUGACCGGAGGCGCUGCAGCUGCUGCUAGUGGCUCGCUCCUCCUCAGUCCUGCCAAUAUGGAGAGACUCGUAGCCAAGCUUUCCCGCAUGCGAGGUGCAGCUCUUAAGCUUGGUCAGAUGAUGAGCUUCCAGGACUCUAAGAUGUUGCCCCCUGCAAUCAAUGCUGUGCUUCAGCGCGUACAGGAUAGCGCUGAUUACAUGCCUCCAUGGCAACGUAACAAGCAACUUGCUGCCAACCUAGGCGCCGAUUGGAAGGAUCUGUUCUCAAGCUUCGAAGACGUGCCCAUUGCUGCUGCUUCCAUCGGUCAAGUCCACCGCGCUACCUUGGCAUCCAAUGGUCGCGCAGUUGCAGUCAAGAUUCAAUACCCUGGUGUCCGUGGUAGCAUCGACUCCGACCUUAAUAAUCUCUCUCUUCUCCUCACGGCGUCACGCCUUCUACCUCCUGGUCUCUUCCUCGACAAGACCAUCGCCAACGCUCGCACAGAGCUAGGCUGGGAGUGCGAUUACGCACGUGAAGCCGAAUGCGGUACUCGCUUCGCUUCUCUCCUCGAGGACGAGCAUACUACCUUCCGUGUCCCAAAAGUCUUCUCCGAAGCUUGUGGCCCUGAGGUACUUACAGCCGAACUUAUGCACGGCAAAGGUGUGACCAAGAUUCCUGAUCUUUCUCAAGAUGAGAGAGACUGGAUCGGUACACAAGUAUUGCGUCUCUGUCUGCGCGAACUCAUGGAAUGGAGAUUCAUGCAGACCGAUCCCAACUGGACCAACUUUCUCUACAAUAGAGGCAAUGCUCCUUCCGAGCGCAGAUUGGAGUUGUUGGACUUUGGUGCCUCAAGAGAGUUCCCUGAGAGCUUCGUGACGCCAUAUGUGCAGUUGCUCAUCGCAGCUUCCACCCACGACCGUGACGCCUGCCGCGACCUUUCUAUCAAGCUAGGCUACCUUACCGGUGCAGAAAGUCAGGCCAUGCUUACUGCUCAUGUGGACUCUAUCCUCACGCUUGCUGAGCCCUUUGACUCUGGUAGAGCGGGCGACUACUACGAUUUCAAGAACCAGACCAUCACCGAUAGAGUAAGGGAGAAGAUUGGUCUGAUGGUUAGAGAGAGACUGGCACCGCCACCUGAAGAGACAUACUCGCUGCACAGAAAAUUGAGUGGUGCAUUCUUGCUUUGUGCUAGGUUGGGAGCUAAUGUGCCAGCGAAGAAGCUGUUUGGUGAUGCGGUUGCAAAGUGGAAGGAGAGUCAUGGUGAGAAGAACUAG
Messenger RNA from Aureobasidium subglaciale EXF-2481, 2643 nucleotides. RefSeq lists its product as uncharacterized. Gene Ontology annotation, molecular function: kinase activity. Gene Ontology annotation, cellular component: extrinsic component of mitochondrial inner membrane. Gene Ontology annotation, biological process: ubiquinone biosynthetic process. Lineage: Eukaryota; Fungi; Ascomycota; Dothideomycetes; Dothideales; Saccotheciaceae. The coding region runs from base 1 to 2643 and encodes 880 amino acids. The transcript has a single exon. The record is from RefSeq and is a predicted model, not a curated record.